Messenger RNA from Grus americana (Whooping crane), 5979 nucleotides. It is a transcript of the gene SPOCK1, whose product is annotated as SPARC (osteonectin), cwcv and kazal like domains proteoglycan 1. The record is from RefSeq and is a predicted model, not a curated record. Lineage: Eukaryota; Metazoa; Chordata; Aves; Gruiformes; Gruidae. The coding region runs from base 189 to 1496 and encodes 435 amino acids. The transcript has 11 exons. Gene Ontology annotation, molecular function: calcium ion binding; protein binding.
ACGCACGCCCCGCCGCGCGCACACACAUACACACGCGCACACACUCACACACGCCCGGAGCCGCUGACGGCGCCUACUCGGGGCUCGCCGGCUCUCCGGCUCUCUGACCCGCCGCCCGAGCAGCGGCAGCCGCACAAAGGAGAGGAGGAGGAGGAGGCGCGCAGGGUGCUCGGAGCCGCUGCCCGGAGAUGUCGGGGGUGCUGGUGAUCGCUGCCUGGUGCUUCCUGCAAGUGGAGAGCCGGCAUCCUGAAAUCAUCACGAGUAAUAGCAAUCAUGGCAAUUUCCUGGACAACGACAAAUGGCUGAGCACCGUUUCGCAGUAUGAUAAAGACAAGUACUGGAACAAAUUCCGGGAUGAUGAUUAUUUCAGGAACUGGAAUCCAAACAAGCCUUUUGAUCAAGCCCUUGAUCCAUCCAAAGAUCCAUGUUUGAAGGUGAAGUGCAGCCCACAUAAAGUGUGUGUCACUCAUGACUAUGAAACUCCUAUUUGUGUAAGCCGCAAGCAGCUGGUACACAGCCUUCGACAAAAGAAAGGAAACUUGGCCCAGAAGCACUGGGCUGGACCCGCCAACAUAGUGAAAUGCAAGCCUUGCCCCAUGACGCAUGCCAACGCUGUCUGUGGAUCCGAUGGACACACCUAUACUACCAAGUGCAAGUUGGAGUUUCAUGCGUGUACUUCUGGCAAAACCAUCACGGCUCGAUGCGAAGGGCCCUGCCCCUGCCUUCCGGGUCCCGAAAGUUCAAAACACAAGGUGGAGAAGACUGCUUGCACAGACAAAGAAUUGAGGAAUCUCGCUUUGCGACUAAAAGACUGGUUCGGUGCUCUUCACGAGGACGCAAAUCGUGUCAUCAAACCAACAAGCUCGGAGACGGCACAAGGCAGGUUUGACACCAGCAUACUACCAAUCUGUAAGGAUUCCUUAGGCUGGAUGUUCAACAAACUUGACAUGAACUACGACCUGCUGCUGGAUCCCUCGGAGAUCAGCGCCAUUUAUCUGGAUAAGUACGAGCCAUGCGUCAAGCCUCUCUUCAACUCCUGUGACUCCUUCAAAGACGGAAAGCUUUCCAACAACGAGUGGUGCUACUGCUUCCAGAAGCCAGGUGGUCUUCCUUGCCAGAAUGAAAUGAAUAGAAUUCAAAAGCUAAGUAGAGGGAAGAGUCUGUUGGGUGCUUUCAUCCCACGGUGCAAUGAAGAAGGUUAUUACAAAGCCACGCAGUGCCAUGGCAGCACAGGGCAGUGCUGGUGUGUUGAUAAGUACGGGAAUGAGAUAGCCGGCUCAAGAAAGCAAGGGACGGUUAGUUGUGAAGAAGAGCAAGAAACCUCAGGGGAUUUUGGCAGUGGUGGAUCGGUUGCAUUGUUGGAUGAUUUGGAAGAGGAACCUGAAGCAGCAAAAAAAGACAAAGAAGGGAAACUGAAGAUUCAUGUAAGAGCAGCUAAUGAAGAUGACGAAGAUGAAGAUGAUGACAAGGAUGACGAAAUUGGUUAUAUAUGGUAGUGCCCAUCAUAAUGAGGACUCACGUUUUGCACAAUAUUGCAAGUCAUAUCAUAUCUCUGCAAUUGUAUCUGAGAGUACCUGGCACAAAUAUUCCCUCUCAACUGAGUUUAAUUUUGUAUAGUCUAUUUAAUUUGGAAGACAACUUGUUUUUUUUUUCCAGCAAGGACUGUUUGGAAAACAGCUUUUGUUCAGUUGGUUCAGGGGAUUUUUGUUCUAUCCACAGGGGCAAUGAGUUUUGUUUCAAAAACAUUUCAUGUCUUAAUCCUCAGUUGCACAGCUUAUGAAAUAUAUCCUGUGAAAGAAGAAUCGCAGAAGGGGCUCAACAAACCAAUACAAGGCUUAGAAGCCCUUCUCAUGUUAGGGAAUUUGCGUCAUAAAUUGUUACCUGGAUCAUAUCAGAAACAGUUCUUUUUCUUUCAUGAAGAAGGAGAAGUAGGUGCCUCAUUUUCUAGUCCAUAUUUGUUACGUCCCAGUAAAGAGUAAGUCUCUUGGGAUAGCGACUUCUGGCUGCCCAGCACCAGGGGUUUAAUCCAGUGAGAAACCCACUGGUGGGAUUUUUCUCUUCCGUAUGUUCUCUGAGAAAGAGUCCAACAGGCUUAGUCCAGCCCGCACUGAAGGCAGAGCUCCCACCAGCGCGUAGAUCCGCUCACUGGCACUGUUUAGUUGCUCGAGGAACAUGGCCUUCAUCUGAAGAGAUGCUGAGAACCUGCAGCUGUCAUGGACCGAGCCCUACAGGCAGGGAACAGCAUCCACCUGCCUUUUAAAGAGUUUAAGAAAAGAGUGUUUUGUGAAUUUGUAGUGUCAGAACCACCUCCAUAGCUGUUCCUCAGCUCCUCUCUGAACUCGUUUGCACCGAGUUGCACUAACAUCGCGCAGGCAGCCCCUGCGUCUGCUCGCACACUGCGGGCCUGCCUGUUCUUCGUCUACUCUUAGCAAUCCCUCAUUCCACAGUUAUAAAGCUGUCAAAGACACUAACCAUCAAAAGUAAUAAGCUGUUGUUUCUUUAAUUUAAAUAGUUAAUAUUUAUUUGGCCUGUUUAAAAAAGCAACUUUAGGCAGUCAUAUUUCAUAACCCCUUUGCUCAGUGUGACAAGCUGCACACUCUAAUAAUUACACACAUUUAAAAGACAAUAGUCUUAAAAUACAAUCUGUGAUUCCCUCAGCAUCUCCCACAUAUUCAUAACUCUUCAAUUGUAUCACAGCAUAUUGACAUUAUUUGCUGCGUCCUUUCCCAUUGCAGUUCUCUGAUGCAGUAAUGCGCUGUGGUGACCGUUUAUUAUUUUUUCCUGUUUCCAGAAAUGGUAAGAAGUACCUUAACCUCACUCUUGCAUUAGGAUGCAGAUAUAAGUAUUUUAGCAGUGCCUGUGAUUUGCCUGUGAGAUAUUUUGCAGAAUGAAAAAAAAAUUCACAGAAAACUGAUUAGAUUGAUUCCGCACCCCCCCCCCCCCCCCCCCCCCCCGAGUUAGUGUUGGAUGUAGAGGUGGAGACAGUAUGGAGUCAAAACAUGGCUGGUCACAUCAUCACUGGAAAGCAGGGAUGUACCAUGCUGGGUGGCAGAAGUCACUUUCCCAGGGACACUGUGGUCCUCACCCCUCUCCAAAGCCAAUGCCCGCCGCAGAGCCUGGCAGGGCUCGGCAGCCCCUCUCCCCUUCUGUGUAGGACCUCUGCGUUCAGACAUGAUCAGAAGAGCGAUAUAGCAGAGGAACUCCUUUCAGACACCAUGUGUUGCAGGGGCUCAGUUGUUUUCUCCUCUUUCAUUUCCUAUUUGUCUAGCUCAAUGACCUGAGAACAAAGAGCAAGCCUGCAUAAUUGUUAGUAAUGCAGAAGGAUGUGUAUAAUCAUGAGGAUGUUUCACGCCCCCGCAUCCUCCCAAAAAUCUGCCAUCGCAGUCAUUUGCAAAAGGCCUGCAAUCCUCCCUGCCUCAAAUCCCUUUGGGUUUCCUAUAGCUUUUGAAAAUUUAUUUUAAAAAAACAUUGUCUGUGAGCUGUGCAGCACACACACUCACAUGCACUUUUUCUACUUGUCUUUCAUAGAAAAAUGAUGCUGACUUGCAAGAGGAACAGAUAAAACCAGCAUUUCUGUUUCCCUAAAUAGUAUGAUUUUACAAGAAGAAAUUGCACACCAUCCAUAGCUUGCUUCUCAACUAUUGUGGCUGGUUUCCUUCUGGUAUUUUAUUAAUCGAACCCAUACGCUCUGGGUCUAGCUCUGCUGUCCUGUGCAGGACCUGCCUAAGGCACAGAGCUGUCAUUUCACUCUGACAUAAAACUGAGGUCCAGAAUCAGCAGAGUUAUGCUUAUCCUCCCGACUGGACUCAUUCUCCACACACAGCUAGGGUUGUGGGUUUUUUUUCCUCCCUGCAGUCCUGUGUCCCUUUGCAACGGCUUGUCCCAUUACUGUGCGUUACUGCAAAGGCCACAGAGUACAACCCCUCUCCUGCCCGGCACCUCACCGGGGUACAGCCAGUCUAACCCAGCCCUUGCAGGCAGCUCCCGGGUCCCAGGUGGCAGCCCUUCUGUGUCAUGUGCAAACAUGCAAGAUGGUUCAAUAAAAGCUGUUAAAUAAGCCUUUAAAAGUGAACGUGGCCAUCCUUCAGGUUACAUGAGCGGACGUGCCACCACCAUCCGCUUCUCAGCACCGUUGAGCCUCUCCUAGCUGUAAUCUCUCACAUGCAACUAUUCCAAAUCAGAGCUGGCAGGUUUUAUAUCUUUCUCUUGCACUACAAAACAAUUACUAGCUCUCAGAGUCACCAACUCAAAUGUGCCGUGGGUCCCAGGCAGACUGCUCUGUGCCCAGCGCAGCCGGGCGAGAGAGGAGCUGCCGCGGCUGGGCGGGCUGAGCUGUGGUAGCACAUUGACCUUCGCGCAGAAACACAGACAGACGGCCAGACAGACAUUUUUAAGCCCGCUGGCCUGGAUUCGGGAAGACACCUCCAUCCAGGUGAUCAUUCAGUCACCUGCGUCAGUUGUUCAACUCUUCUUCUGAAUCAGGGCCAGCACUGGAAAAAUGCCGUUUUAUCGACUAGUCCAGCUGGGUCCGGCUAGAAGCGAGUUUAGAGGGAGCAGCGUCCAAUCCCGAGGUGUCACCGCCUCGUUGGGACUGGGGCAGACAGGCCCUCGGGCUCGGAGGGCACCGCAGACCAUGGAUUGCUUCAGGAGCGGGUUUCCAACUCUCACAGCUAGUUAGCAAAGCCCUUUUGUGAUCCACUGGCAUCCUCCGGUGGUUGGCAGAUCUGCAGCCAAUGUAUACAUAUGUAUAUAUGUGUGGCUCUAUCUAUACAUUUAUACACACACAGAUGUAUGUGCGUACAUGUGUGUGUCCAAUUUGGGAAGCUGCAUUAAGAAAAUAUUUUAUUUCUUUAAGAGAAACCAGCCUUUCUCCCAUGAACCAGUGCUCUGCCAGAUCAAGCCCCUUCCAUUCUUCAUGUUCAUGCUUUGUAAAGGAUUUAAUUUGCUUCCAGCUUCAUUUCAUUAUUUUCUUUUUUUUUUUUUUUUUGCAAAGCAGGACUUCCCAUCUGCAUCAAAUCAUUGACCUUCCAAAUAUUUCCUCAUUGUGAAAAAUGGAAUCAGAGUUGUCCUGUUCUUUUAGAGACACAAACCAAUUUUUAAUCUCAUUUUCUUUUCAUAUUAGAGACUAUGAAAUACUGUUAGGCAUUGCUUUAUGUUUCAAGGUGUCCUUUCAACUACUGUGGUUAAAUCAAAAUCUCCUUGAGUUCAGAUUUCAGCACAGUUGGGGUUUUGGGGUCAUUACUGGCCUUUGCUGUGAACACAAAGAAUCCUUUUCCUUUCUUUGCCUUUUUUUUAAGCUAUUCUGUACUAUUAUUUUAAGCCAUUUGAAGUGUUUAUUUAAUAUUUAUUCUACAGUUUAUAUUGAAAAUGUAAAGUUUAUAUUUAAAACAACACUGUUUGUUAGUGAAUGCUUCUCUUUGCCUCUCCAGCCUAGUCUGUUAGUCUCAGUGUACAUUUCUGGCAUGGGAAUAUUUUGAUAUUAGAAGUUUUGUAGCAUUUUUUUCCCCUCAAGCAGCAAAUGACAGAGAUCUAAGGUCACCACUUGAUACAGACCACCAGAUCGCUCAAGCUUAGCUUCCUACAUUUGUUGGCUUUUAUUGCGUCCCUUCUGUAUGCCAUUCAAGUUCCUUUAAUACAUAGACUGCUUUGUACAGUUACUAUACAUCAAAAAGCCCUUUCUACAGUAGGUGGGGUUUGGUCUUUUUAUACUUUUCUCAAUGCUGUUGAUGUCCGUUACUGUUAAAUGCGUAGAUCUGUAAGGAGAGAUCCAAAUAUUACGUGUUUCAGUUUGAUGUCCCUACUGUAGAUGGAUGUAGACUAUCAUAGUAAGUAGAAUUGCAUAGUAAAUUCUGAAUGCUUUUUCCAUAAGGAGUCAAGUGGAAUGUGAGCAUUUUGCUAUCUUUGGUUAACUGUAAAUGCUUAACUGUAGUCUGAAAUAGUUGCAUUUUUGUCUGUCUCAAUAAAUUUUAAUUUGUCUGC